UAACUUUUUUUUACUACUGUGCAGCACAAUAAAGAUUCCUUUGCGGCUGUUUUAAUUUAAAAAAAACUUCGAAAUUGGAACGCGCAUGUUUUGGCGGUGAUUAAAAAAAUUGAAUUUCCAUUUUUGAAAUUUCGCGUUUUUGUGUUUGUGUUGUGUGUGAAAUAAUAAUCGUUCAUAAACGCACGAUGCUCUUCCUUCUCCUUCUAACUCUCUCGUUUGGAGUGAGAGGGCAGACACCGUCGAAUCUACGCUUCAACUACCAUCCGAUAGUCAGACAGUAUCUGGAGGAGACUAGUGCUGCGCCUACCAAACAGGGACCAGUGGUCUUCCCGCCAUCACCGUCCCCACCACCGCAGACCCUGGUGGUCACCACCAGACCCAGAGCCAACAACAGUCUACCAGCAUCCUCGGGCAUCAGCAGCGUCUACAGACCUUAUCGGCCCUUCGUGCCAGUGCCCUACGGAGACAAUAAAUAUGAUUUCAAGCAACCGACUCUACCACCCAUCUACAGAGCACUUUCGGACCACGCAAACAACAACCUCAUAAAGGUGACGAGAAAAAACGAAGUAAACAUACACAGGCCAAAGAAAGAAGAUUAUGAUUACAACGAUUUAUCCAGUAAAGACGAUCAGAAUCAAAAGUACGCCUUCUCAUAUACCGUGAGAGAUCACAAAACAGGAGAUGACUUCUCUCACAGCCAACACAGCAGUGGUUCUGCUACUAACGGAGAGUACAGAGUGAAAUUACCAGAUGGAAGAACACAGAUAGUCUCUUAUACAGCUGAUGAAAAUGGUUAUAAGGCUGAUGUAAGAUAUGAUAAUGAUAUAAAUGAUGUUAAUGCGAACAAUGGUGGUAAUAAUGCUAUCAAAUAUGAUACAUUUGAUAAAUACAAUGGAAAUAAUGCUUAUACGUAUAAUUCAGAUAAUAAUGUUGGAAAGAACGCUAUAAAAUAUAAUCCAAUUGAUAAUAACAAUAAUAUAACGAUAAAAGCAAUAGUUCUCCUAAUAAAUUCGCCAUUUACGAAACAGAAUCCAAAUUCGUACCAACAGUUAGACCCUCCUAUGAUGAAAUCAAAGAUCUAUUUACUAAAAUCCACGUAA
Aricia agestis (brown argus) is the source of this 1100-nucleotide messenger RNA. RefSeq names its product probable serine/threonine-protein kinase clkA (gene CPR132). NCBI's taxonomy places the organism in Eukaryota, Metazoa, Arthropoda, Insecta, Lepidoptera, Lycaenidae. Bases 186 to 1100 code for a protein of 304 amino acids. Gene Ontology annotation, cellular component: extracellular matrix. The transcript is spliced from 7 exons. The record is from RefSeq and is a predicted model, not a curated record.